Messenger RNA from Vicia faba (fava bean), 888 nucleotides. NCBI's taxonomy places the organism in Eukaryota, Viridiplantae, Streptophyta, Magnoliopsida, Fabales, Fabaceae. The record is from the annotation of a GenBank genome assembly.
AUGACUUGGUGCAAUGACUCUGAUGUUACUGAUCACAUAAAGCUCAGUGAAGAAAUUCAAACCAUAAAAUGCCCCUCAUGUGACCAUGAUAUUGAAGUAAAAAAUCAGGGUGGAAUUCAUGAUUUGCCUGGUUUACCAGCUGGAGUGAAAUUUGAUCCAAAUGACAUAGAAAUAUUAGAGCAUUUAGAGGCAAAAGUGAUGUCUGAUGUGUGCAAGAUUCAUCCACUUAUUGAUGAGUUCAUACCAACACUUCAAGGAGAAAAUGGAAUUUGUUAUACACACCCAGAAAAACUACCAGGAGUUGGCAAAGAUGGACAAAUUCGCCAUUUCUUUCAUAGGCCUUCUAAAGCAUACACAACAGGAACAAGGAAAAGAAGAAAGGUCCACACUGAUGAAGAAGGAGGUGAAACAAGAUGGCACAAAACAGGAAAAACUAGAGCAAUAUUUGUUAAUGGUAUUGCCAAGGGUUUUAAAAAGAUACUAGUACUCUACACAAACUAUGGUAGGCAAGGAAAACCAGAGAAGACUAAUUGGGUGAUGCAUCAAUACCAUAUUGGUAGUAACGAAGAAGAAAAAGAUGGAGAAUUAGUUGCUUCAAAGGUGUUCUACCAAACACAACCAAGACAAAGUGGUAGUUCCAUUAAUGUAAGAGAUUCCUGUGACAAAAUAUUAAACAAAGGAAGUGGCCAUAGUAAUAAUGCAACACCUAACUUAGGUCUUAUGGAAUGCUUCAAUACGCCUUAUACAAAUUAUGAGCAUGUCCAAGUUGGUCAUAAUAGGGAAAGCUCGCCACAAUUUGCUCCGAACAUGGUUGUCCAAGGUGAUCAUGCAUCUGUUAUUCGCUUAGCAAUGGAUGCAAACAAAGUAAGAGCAAAUGAGAGAAAGUAA